Messenger RNA from Armigeres subalbatus, 1065 nucleotides. RefSeq names its product 18S rRNA aminocarboxypropyltransferase. The record is from RefSeq and is a predicted model, not a curated record. NCBI's taxonomy places the organism in Eukaryota, Metazoa, Arthropoda, Insecta, Diptera, Culicidae. Gene Ontology annotation, molecular function: rRNA small subunit aminocarboxypropyltransferase activity. The coding region runs from base 249 to 1055 and encodes 268 amino acids. Gene Ontology annotation, biological process: maturation of SSU-rRNA. The transcript is spliced from 3 exons.
AGUUUGUUUAUAUUUACAUACCGACGAAAAUCUCAGUUUAUUUUAGAAAAUUAAAAUUUUGUAUAAAAAUUGAAUUGUAAUUUAUGAAAUAUUUAAUAUACUCGUACCUGUUAUUCAACUUCACAUGAGGUCAAGAAAGAAGAAUUUAAUGUAAAACAGAGGAAAAUAAAUCUAAAAACUUUUGAUUAGUCAGAUGAAUUUUAUUGAGUUUUUGAUUCGGUCUUAAACUUAAUCUUGGAAAACAAGUCAUGAACAAGUCGCGUAAUUUCAAAAAGAAAAACCACCGUAGUGCAACGACCUCGGAUCGAAGCCGUAAACUUGCCGAAAAAUUAUCCGAACUGGCAGUCGCCGACUCUAGCUCAUCGUCCGAUGAUUCCGAGACGGAGAGUGAUGGCAGUAGUUCUGAGGGCACUUCGUCGAAGAAUAAGUUCGACUUAGGAAAACCGCCAAACUUCCCGGUCAGUAUGUGGGACUUGAACCAUUGUGAUCCGAAAAAGUGCUCGGGGAGGAAACUGGCCCGCCACGGACUGAUCGAGAGUUUGAGGCUUGGACAGAAAUUCCCUGGUCUUGUUCUAACUCCUGUUGGAGUCAACUGUGUCAGCCCCUUGGAUAAGGAAAUUAUUCAAAGUUCUGGCAUAGCUGUUGUGGAUUGUUCGUGGGCCAGAUUAGACGAAACCCCUUUCCACAAAAUGAAAUCACCCCACCCAAGGUUGCUUCCGUUUCUAGUGGCCGCCAAUCCAAUCAACUACGGAAAACCUUGUAAGCUGUCGUGCGUAGAAGCGAUAGCCGCCUCGAUGUAUAUCACAGGCUUCAAGGAUGAAGCGCUGUGGUACCUGAACAAGUUCUCCUGGGGCCAUUCGUUUGUGGAGUUGAAUCAGGAGCUGCUCGAUUUGUAUGCAGCUUGUAGCAGCAGUAAGGAAAUCUUGGAAGUACAGAACAAAUAUCUGGAAAAGGCCGAGGCGGAGCAAAGAAACCGGAAGUAUGAGCUGGAUUUGCCGCCCAGUGAAAGCGACGAAGAAUAUGAGGAGGAAGAAAGGAAUAAACAAGAAAAUUAAAAAAUAAAAA